AGUGCCACUACCGGGAAACGUGCCACUGCGCCCCUCGGACGGAAGCCGGUGGCAGCCAGAAGAGAUCAGGGACGCCGGCUCCGCCAUGGCCAAGCCGUACGACGCGGUGGAGUGUCCCUACUGCGACGAGGUCUCCAAGUACGAGAAGCUGGCCAAGAUUGGGCAAGGCACCUUCGGGGAGGUGUUCAAAGCAAAACAUCGCCAAACAGGCAAAAAAGUUGCAUUGAAGAAGGUGUUGAUGGAGAAUGAAAAAGAGGGGUUUCCCAUCACAGCCCUACGGGAGAUCAAAAUCCUCCAACUACUCAAGCAUGAAAACGUCGUGAAUCUCAUUGAGAUCUGCAGGACCAAAGCCUCUCUGUACAACCGCUGCAAGGGCAGCAUUUACCUGGUAUUUGACUUCUGCGAGCAUGACCUGGCUAGACUCCUAAGCAAUGCCCACGUCAAGUUUACACUUUCGGAGAUCAAGAAAGUCAUGCAAAUGCUCCUGAACGGCCUGUACUACAUCCACCGUAAUAAGAUCUUGCAUCGGGACAUGAAAGCAGCCAACGUGCUUAUCACCCGUGAUGGUGUUCUGAAGCUGGCCGACUUUGGCCUGGCUCGGGCCUUCAGCUUGGCAAAGAACAGCCAGCCCAAUCGCUACACUAACAGGGUGGUGACUUUGUGGUAUCGUCCUCCGGAGCUGCUUCUGGGGGAACGAGAUUAUGGACCAUCAAUUGAUCUCUGGGGCGCAGGAUGCAUAAUGGCAGAGAUGUGGACCCGAAGCCCCAUCAUGCAGGGAAACACAGAACAGCACCAACUCACUCUCAUCAGCCAGCUUUGUGGAUGCAUCACCCCGGAGGUGUGGCCAAACAUGGAUAAGUACGAACUGUAUGAGAAGCUGGACCUGCCGAAAGGGCAGAAGCGCAAGGUGAAGGAGCGGCUAAAGGCGUACGUCAAAGACCCAUAUGCUCUGGAUCUCAUAGACAAGCUGCUGGUCCUGGAUCCUGCCCAAAGGAUAGAUAGCGAUGAUGCCCUGAAUCACGACUUCUUCUGGUCCGACCCUAUGCCCUCUGAUCUCAAAAACAUGCUCUCCACCCAUAACCAAUCCAUGUUCGAGUACCUGGCUCCUCCCAGGAGGAGGGGUGGACAUAUGCCACAGCAGCCUGCCAAUCAGGGCAGGAAUCCAGUGGCGACCAAUCAGACAGAGUUCGACAGAGUGUUCUGAUGGCUGUGGACCAAGGACAAGAAUGGAGUACUGGUUUCCAAUGGAAUAACGAAAAUGACUUGUUUCAGCUGUUUGUUUGUUUUUACUGUUGCAAAGCAAAAACUGGUGGGAAGAGAACAAG
Messenger RNA from Zootoca vivipara (common lizard), 1325 nucleotides. The record is from RefSeq and is a predicted model, not a curated record. Lineage: Eukaryota; Metazoa; Chordata; Lepidosauria; Squamata; Lacertidae.